AAUACAUCGUGCAUGAGAAACGAGUACAUAUACCAGAGUUAGUAACACUGAACGCGCAUUGUUUUGCGCUGUAUAUAAUCGGGAUACGUCACGGUGCAUCGCAGUCGCGAAUGUAGUCGCAAGUGUAGUUAAGUGAGAUGCAACGCGAGACGAAGCGAGGCGACCAUCCCGUUGUUUCGUCCACUUCAUGACAUGGAAGCUACGCCAGCGACAUAACCGUGACAAUGUACUGUACACUCGGGAGAUGUUUUUGCAGGAAGGAUGCGGUAAGACGCUUAAGCACCGGCGAAAUCGCCACUGCGCUGAGGCCGUUUUAUUUCACCGUUCACCCUGACCUGUUUGGUCAAUAUCCCACACAGAGAACAGUAAAUGAGAACUCUCUGAAACAAUUAAGUUCAAUCUUAGAAACACUUCAACAAAAACAACCCAUACGGCCAACUAUUUUGCCUUUUUAUUUACGCUCAAAAGAUGAGAAAGAAGUGAAGGCUGGUAAAUUUACGCUUGUGAAGAUACAAUUGAAGGAAAGAGAUCUGAGGCAAGCCAUACUUUCUAUCUUGAAAACAUGUGACUUACCCACCACAUUCAUUGACAAGAUCGAGGAGCAAAAGCCUCCAGUUACAAAGUACAAAUCAAGAUUCUGGCAACGUACACAUUUUGGAGAAAGAUUGGACUUUUCAGAAUUGGAAGAUGAUCCUGUUUAUGCUUCAAUUAUUAUGAAACAGAAAAUCAAUAUAGAACCAGACACGUUAAAAGCAUACUUGGACAAACACAUAAACGAGGCGCACGUUAAACUGGAGGCAUGUAGGCCAAUGAGAGAAGAGGUAGAGAAACUACAAAAAGUGCUAUGCAAUGAUUUGGGACUAAAGAAUAUCAUCUGGGACUGUGGCUGGAAUAUUGCUCACUAUCGUGGUUGUUUGCUAGCUUUCCAAGCCUUGGCCAAACAUCACCCAGAACCAAUGGAGGUGCUGAGAAAUCGAACUCUCGUAUUUGCAAACGAUACCGGUAUCAGUCUGGAAGGCAAUGUUAUGCUGAAUUCCGGCGAAGUCAGACACAAUUGGCUCGAUCUGAUAAAGAACGUAAGAAAGCACGACCUUGUGUUAUUGAAAUUACCAGGAUUUGAAAAGGCAGUAUCCCAAGUGCUCCUUGACAUUAAAGUCGGUCGACGGAAAUUCAUGCCUAAAGUAAUGGUCGGCCAGUAUGAGCAACAGCUCCGACAGCUUACGACUACACUCUCAGAUUACCGUGGCAAGAGAAAGUAUCCGAGUUCUUGGCCGGCCAGUUUAUCGGCCUAUGAGAUUGUCAUAGAAGCUGAAGCGGGUCCUCUGAUGUUGUCGCCGACUGGACAAUUUAUUGUGCCAUCGUCGUGUCCAAGCUUUCUCUUAGUGAACUUCAUUACUGAGAAUUUAGAGGAAGCCACGAAGAAAUUACAGCAUUAUAAUAACAUAAAACAUGUUGAACGGGAGCUUCAUCGUAAAACCAUCAGAGAACUAGGUUUAGCUGCUCUCAAUAAAGAUGACAGCAUUACGCCGGAUCUAAUGAUACAAUGUUGCGAGCGACUACUUCUGCACAAAAGGGAACUGACACCGUCCUUGGAAGGUGUUAUGCUUUGGGUUACCCAUUAUUACUCAGUCAUGAGCGACGGUGUUCUCUGCGUGCCAUGGGACUGGAAAUUUUAAUUUUUUCAAAGAAAAAGAAAUACAUUAAUAAUGAUUAUAAAGCAAUUAGAACAUAAGAUUAUCGCCAUGAAUCGUGACAAUGCAAAUAUUUUAUAAGUUUCAAUUUUCAAGAUAACUAUAAAUGAUAUAGCAAUUAUAAUUAAUAUAUAGGCGUAGUGCAGUCUCUGCACAAAAACUGAAACGUGAGAACUGAUAACACAAUUACAGUCAAAGCAUUAAUCAUUAAGGGUGGAUUAUUAUCUGAAUAUGUAUCAUAUAUUGCAACACUUUUGUGCACAAAUAUGUUACACACAAAAUUCAUUACACAUCUUGAGUUUGCUAAUUUGUAAUUAUUAAUAUUUUCAAUUUAAAGAUAGUAAAAAACGAGUUUCUAUGCGAACAAUUCUUAUGCGUAAUUAAAAUGAGAAUAUAAGAACUGAUGUAACGACUAUGUGAUAUGUUAAAAAGCAAAGUUACUAGUCUUAAUACGAUUUGCGUAAGUCUUAGUUCGCAGUACAACUCAUAAUACUUGAUAUUUUGCAUAGAAGAUCGUUAUAUGUGUAUAUUUUUAUAAUAUUUAAUCACACAAACCAUAUUGUUUAUGAUUAUAUCUGGCUCAUGUGAAGAUAAAAUUAUACAUCAGCCAUAAUAUAUAUGUAAUUCUCACA
This is a messenger RNA of Odontomachus brunneus, 2323 nucleotides long. RefSeq names its product T-cell activation inhibitor, mitochondrial. NCBI's taxonomy places the organism in Eukaryota, Metazoa, Arthropoda, Insecta, Hymenoptera, Formicidae. Gene Ontology annotation, cellular component: mitochondrion. Bases 225 to 1676 code for a protein of 483 amino acids. The transcript is spliced from 8 exons. The record is from RefSeq and is a predicted model, not a curated record.